AUGGCUAGCGGGACGGAUAAUGACAGCGUGCGCGGCGCUCGGCGUUUAGAGCGCGUUAAACUCAGGCGUUCGAAUGUAAUAGCACAGAUUAAGGCCGUGCAUGAGCUAGCGUUACGAGUUGUAGAUGAACCCGACCUAGGUCCGACAUUUACACAUUUAACCGCCGAUUUAGAUUCUUUGUGGACGCAGUUUAGGCUUGAAGAUGAUGCGGUGUUAGACGGCUUAACCGAGUUAGAUAGAUUGUCCGAGUAUGAUAUCGGUUUGACAGCUGAAAUCCGUAAAUGUAUUAGUGAUUGCAAGGUCGCGGCGGCGAAAUUAGUUCCUAAGGGUGUUGAGGCUAUCGACAUGUCGUACCUUCAUGCUAAGUUAGGAUCGUCCAAUUCUCCUCAGGAAAGUGACCAAAAUCCGUUAUCACGACUACCGGCAAUUCCGCUCCCCGAGUUCGACGGGGAUUUCCGUUUGUGGCCCACUUUCCGCGAUAGAUUUAAAGAACAAGUAGACGCGCGACUCGAGCUUUCCAACAUUGAUAAGAUGUAUUAUUUAAUCAGGUGUCUUACGGGUGAAGCAGCUGACGCAAUACGUGGUGUUCCGGUAUCCGGGGACAAUUAUGUUCUUGCAUUGUCCCUCCUGUCCGAGCGAUUUUAUCGACCACGACUAGUCACCACGUCGUUACUUGAUCGAUUGCUAAGCGCGCCGACCAUGUCGCAGGAGUCGUUGCAGGAUCUUAAUAAUUUUGUAGGUACAGUUAACGAAAGUAUUUCGCUAUUGGAAGCACUAAAAGUACCGAAUUUGGGGUCCUUCAUUUUAUUUACAAUUGUUUUUAGAUGUUUACCUGUUGCUACACGCAAAUUAUUCGAGUCAGGUAGCUCGACAGAUUAUCCGUCUAUAGUUGAUUUAUUAAAAUUCGUUCGCGCACGCGUGUCUAUAUUGGAGAACGUCGCUAACGCGGGAACAAUUCGUAACAUGGCCGCGCAUGUUAAGGUGGAAAAGCCACCAAGUACGUUCCGUAAGAAUGGGGAUCACUACGGGAAAUCAAAAGGGUCCCGUCCGGUUUCAUUUGUGACAGCGAAAGAAGACGGAAAUUGUCCGUGUUGUGCCGGUGCACAUUCGUUAACCGCGUGUAUGAGAUUUAAGUCAUGGGCGGCCGGAAACCGAACGCGGUGGGCGCGAGAGAAUCGCGUUUGUUUUAAUUGUUUGAGCGUUGGUCACUGGGUCCCGAAAUGCAAGGUAAAACCUAAUUGCCAAGAAUGUUCGCGUAAACAUCACACACUUCUACAUUUACCGUCCGACGAGCGAGAGGGUGAGGAGGAACCGCCGGUACGGGUCGAUUCGUCUGUGUGUGCGUCUGUGGUGAGGCCCCCGUCCCCCCAUACAUCUAAUGCCAUUAUUUUGGGUACCACGCUCGUGCAUAUACGGGAUAGGUCCGGCGCGGUGCAAACAAUGCGGGCGCUGGUUGAUAGCGCGUCGCAAGUUAGCAUAAUCACUGCCGCGUGUGUUAAGCGAUUAGGAUUGAAACCGGCGCGUUGGACGGCACCGAUAAGCGGUUUGUCUGGAACAACUGUCGCCGAAGUUCAAGGGCGUGUAGAAUGUAUAGUGCAACCUAGGUUUGCGUCCGAUCCGGUGCUGCCUGUUCAGGCUUGGGUGUUGCCUACCAUAACAAGCGACUUACCGCAAAAAUCGUUAGCCGCGUGUGUGAAAGACCGGUAUUCUAACCUAGCACUCGCGGAUCCAUCAUUUUAUUUAACUUCGCCCAUUGACUUAUUAUUAGGAGGGGACGUAUACGGGUCUAUAAUGGACGGGCGGAAAGUGUCGAUCGACGACACAUUACCGACAGCAUUUAGUUCGGUGUUUGGCUGGAUACUUAUCGGUCCGGUCGUUGACCCGGUUAGCUAUUCUUAUCAGUCGUUACCUAUCUGUAUGACCGCGUCUAUUGAGGGGAUAAUGGAGCGCUUUUGGCACGUCGAGGAACCCGAAAUAGCGCCCGUCACGUUCACAAAUGAAGGGUGUUGUGAACAAAUAUUUCGCGAUGAAAUGACGCGCAUGCCAUCGGGUCGCUUUGCGGUCCCAUUACCAUUUCGUGGACCGGCAGACACAUACGUGGGGUCUCGCGAGGUAGCCGUGCGGCGUUUCGAAGCGCUUGAGCGCAAAUUGUCCGCGAAUCCAUUGUUGAAAUCAUUGUAUGUAAAGUUUAUGUCCGAGUAUAUCGCGUUAGGACAUAUGUCGGUGACAACAUCUCCGGGGCGAUAUAUAAUCCCUCAUCAUGCUGUCUAUCGCCCGGAAGUUGAUCUUAAUAAAAUUCGAGUUGUGUUUGACGCGUCAGCCCGGGGCUUCCGCGGAAAGUCGUUAAAUGAAUGUUUGUGGUCUGGUCCUAAAUUGCAGCAGGACAUUGUGGACGUCUUGACACGUUUUCGCGUACAUAAGUACACCUUUACCACGGGCAUCUGUAAGAUGUACCGACAAAUCUUAAUUCUACCCAAGUAUCGAAAGUUCCAACAUGUGUUGUGGCGCGCAUCGCCUCACGAUGAAUUGCGUGAGUAUGAGCUACACACCGUCACGUACGGCGUUAACUGUGCCCCGUAUCUCGCAUUACGCGUUCUUAAAGUAAUUGCGUCUACCGACUGCGACGGGUUUGACCGGGUACGUAACGCGCUCGAAUAUCAAACUUACGUCGACGAUAUUUGUGACGGGGCCGAUACGAUACCCGACGUACUGAAACUUCAGUCGGAUUUAAUUUCAGUUUUGGGUAAGUCGGGGCUAGAACUUAAAAAGUGGGCGUCAAACACGCGGGCCGUGUUGCAGGCUGUACCAGCCGCCGAUUGCGUGGGCGCACCUAUGACGUUCGGGGAUGACGACGGUUACGGCACUAAAGUUUUAGGCCUAGCUUGGCACCCUGACAGUGAUUAUUUCUGUUGUGCCCUAAGUCUCGAACCGUCACCCGUUUUUACAAAACGCGGAAUCUUAUCUCUUGUCGCACGCAUUUUCGACCCGUUAGGUGUUUUUGGUCCCGUAGUGUUUCUGGCAAUCCAUAAUGCAGCGGACGUGGCGAAAUAA
Rhopalosiphum padi (bird cherry-oat aphid) is the source of this 3051-nucleotide messenger RNA. RefSeq lists its product as uncharacterized. Gene Ontology annotation, molecular function: zinc ion binding; nucleic acid binding. Bases 1 to 3051 code for a protein of 1016 amino acids. The transcript has a single exon. The record is from RefSeq and is a predicted model, not a curated record. NCBI's taxonomy places the organism in Eukaryota, Metazoa, Arthropoda, Insecta, Hemiptera, Aphididae.